Homarus americanus (American lobster) is the source of this 1497-nucleotide messenger RNA. RefSeq names its product extensin-1-like. Lineage: Eukaryota; Metazoa; Arthropoda; Malacostraca; Decapoda; Nephropidae. Bases 1 to 1497 code for a protein of 498 amino acids. The transcript is spliced from 3 exons. The record is from RefSeq and is a predicted model, not a curated record.
AUGCAAAUUGCUGCUAAUCUUACUGGUCAAUUGACAAAUAAAACCAACCAAUAUUCAGAGUACCUCCCCGUGUUACAACAGAGUACCUCCCCCGUGUUACAACAGAGUACCCCGUGUUACAACAAGUACCUCCCCGUGUUACAACAAGUACCUCCCCGUGUUACAACAGAGUACCUCCCCGUGUUACAACAAGUCCUACAAGUACCUCCCCGUGAUACAACAAGUACCUCCCCGUGUUACAACAAGUACCUCCCCGUGUUACAACAGAUACCUCCCCGUGAUACAACAGUACCUCCCCCGUGUUACAACAGAGUACCCCCCCGUGUUACAACAGAGUACCUCCCCGUGUUACAACAGUACCUCCCCACCGUGUUACAACAGAGUACCUCCCCCGUGUUACAACAGAGUACUCCCCGUGAUACAACAGAGUACCUUCCCCGUGUUACAACAAGUACCUCCCCGUGUUACAACAGAGUACCUUCCCCCUGUGUUACAACAAGUACCUCCCCGUGUUACAACAGAGUACCUCCCCGUGUUACAACAGAGUACUCCCCCGUGUUACAACAAGUACCUCCCCGUGUUACCAGUACUUCCCCGUGUUACAACAGUACCUCCCCGUUUACAACAAAGUACCUCCCCGUGUUACAACAAGUACCUUCCCCGUGUUACAACAAGUACCUCAGAAUACCUCCCCCGUGUUACAACAAGUACCUCCCCCCGUGUUACAACAAGUACCUCCCCCGUGUUAACAAGUACCUCCCCCGUGUUACAACAAGUACCUCCCCCGUGUUACAACAAGUACCUCCCCGAAACAGGUACUCGUGUUCAACAGAGUACCUCCCGUGUUCACACAAAUACCUCCCCGUGUUACAACAGAGUACCUCCCCCGUGUUACAACAGAGUACCUUCCCCGUGUUACAACAGUACUCCCCGUGUUACAACAGAGUCACUCCCCCGUGUUACAACAGAGUACCUCCCCCGUGUUACAACAGAGUACCUCCCCGUGUUACAACAACAGAGUACUCCCCGUGUUACAACAACAGAGUACCUCCCUCUGUGUUACAACAGAGUACCUCCUGUGUUACAACAGAGUACCUCCCCAGACAACAGAGUACCUCCCCGUGUUACAACAGAGUACCUCCCCCGUGUUACAACAGAGUACCUCCCCCGUGUUACAACAGAGUACCUCCCCCGUGUUACAACAGAGUACCUCCCCGUGUUACAACAGAGUACCUCCCCCUGUGUUACAACAGAGUACCUCCCCCUGUGUUACAACAGAGUACCUCCCCCGUGUUACAACAGAGUACUCCCCGUGUUACAACAGACUACCUUCCCCGUGUUACAACAGAGUACCUCCCCUGUGUUACAACAGAGUACCUCCCCCGUGUUACAACAGACUACCUUCCCCGUGUUACAACAGAGUACCUUCCCCCGUGUUACAACAGAGUACCUCCCCUGUUACAACAGAGUACCUUCCCCCGUGUUACAACAGAGUAA